Cylicostephanus goldi is the source of this 681-nucleotide messenger RNA. The record is from the annotation of a GenBank genome assembly. Lineage: Eukaryota; Metazoa; Nematoda; Chromadorea; Rhabditida; Strongylidae.
AUAUGCCAGUUCGAUGUACCACUUGGUUGUAUCUCGAAAGUAGAAAAAGUUGGACAUUCGAAUGUGAGUCGAGGUGAAGAUGCAUAUGGUAUACUGAUUUCUUGUAAGGAUAUGCGGCAUAUACGUUUUACCUGCCAGCCUUCUACGCAUAGUAGAAGGCCAUUGUUCGAUGCUCUACUUAGAUUUGCUUUUCCAAUAACGAACAAAGAGCCCCUCUAUGCUUUUCUCUAUGCAAAAGCCGUGCGCGAAUCAUCGCCGCCUAAUACUGGAUCCAGAUCGCUGAUAGACGGUUGGACUAUUUAUGAUGCAAAAUUGGAACUGAAUCGACUUGGUGUUCCUAACGAACAAUGGGAAAUCACGCAGCUGAAUCAUAAUUACGAAUUUGCAGAUACUUAUCCGCGCGUGCUUGCGAUUCCCGCUGCUGUAGAGCAUAAAGGUCGCGAUUUCUUAGAACGAGUUGGUGAACACAGAAGCCGUCAACGCAUCCCAGUACUGAGUUGGCUUCAUCCAGAAACUCAAGCAUCCAUAACACGAUGUUCGCAACCGAUGUCAGGAAUGACGAAUAAAAGAUGUCCCGAUGAUGAAUGGUUUCUGAAGCAAAUAGUUUCUGCCAACGCACAUACUCACCAGCUGCUAAUAUUUGAUGCUCGACCAGUUGUAAAUGCAAAGGUAAUAGUUUGA